UCGCAUUGGUCGACCUGCCUCAUGCGUCACGAACCAGGAAGUAGAGACUCCGUGAAUGUGAUGUGAAGCCGAGAUGAUCGCAGAUCUGUUGUUAUUCGGGACUCUGCUGGUGAAUGCGGGCGCUGUGCUGAACUUCAAGCUGGGUAAACGAAAGGAUGCACAGGGAUUUGGAGAUGCCAGUGCACCGACAACAGGCGAUAACAUCAGAGAGUUUCUACUCAGCCUGCGGUACUUUCGGAUCUUCAUCGCUCUGUGGAAUAUUUUCAUCAUGUUCUGUAUGAUCCUGUUAUUCGGAUCUUGAUCAUCGACGUCAGCUACUGAACCUCCAACAGGAUGCUGGCUUCUCAAGCCGAUGCUCUAAGUUUCUCUCUGAUGGGACUUUUCAUUUCUUUUGGUUCUUUGAUUUAAUGCAUUUGUUUAUGAUUAACAGUACAUUUUUGAAUCGGUGUUUUUAUUUACCCUUUCACAUGCUUCUCCCAUCUUGGUGGUUUUUGCUUCAGCUGUCACUCACCCAUAUUGUGCAACUAUCUAUAACGGUUCCCAUAUGUGUCAGUUUGCUGACCUAAAGGUCUCUUGUUUUUCUCUCCUGUUCAUGGUGAGCGGAACUGAAAAAUCAUAGCCAUCUUUGUGACUUUUUGAACUUUACAUCUCAUCUCAUUCAUGAGUCUUCGCUGUUUUACUCCUCAGACAUUCUGUGCUUCCUCUUAAAUAAAAACUACAUUUUCCAUUAUUUCAGCCUUGUGCUCUGAGUAACUGUGUAUUGGAAAUGUUUCUGUAUUCUUAAUAAAAUGAUUUCUUAUCAGA
This is a messenger RNA of Salarias fasciatus (jewelled blenny), 804 nucleotides long. It is a transcript of the gene smim7, whose product is annotated as small integral membrane protein 7. The record is from RefSeq and is a predicted model, not a curated record. Lineage: Eukaryota; Metazoa; Chordata; Actinopteri; Blenniiformes; Blenniidae.